GGAAUACAACUCGAAUAAAGUUACGCGUUCAAGAUUUAUUUUUAGGAAUUGUGGGAUUGAAAUGGCGGCUUGCUACAAUACAUUUGUGAUUCUUCGUGGAGCUAUAAUCAGCCUAGAAUAACCAUUAUGUCUGAACCAUUAUAGUUGGCAUCGUUUCAAUAUUUUCCAUUUAAACCGUUUCAGGACUAAACACACAUUUUUGGGAAUGGAAGUGGAUGCCUGUUUGCAUCGGCUGGAAGGCAGUGACCCAAAUGAACAAGUAGGGGGGUUGGUUGUGCGCAAAAAGAGUGCUGCAGCUGAGCAGCAUAUAUUUCGAGCCCCAACUCCCCGAACCUCUCUGCUGGGUCUUGAUUUGCUGGCUGCACAGAAACGCAAAGACAGAGAGGAGAAAAAUAAACAGGAGGAAUUGGAGGAGAAGUGGAAAAAGAAAUCCAAGGUGUCCUCAUACCGUGAUUGGGAAGAAGGCCAAGAAGACUCUAGCUCAGAUGAAGAGAAUGACAACAAAGAUGUGGUAGACAACAGAAGGGAAAGAAAAUAUAGAGUUACAGGUUCAGAGACCCCCUCAAAUCCUGGAGGUGUUAGUGAGGAAUUCAGACAAAGACACCAGAAGAGGGAGCGAGAUCGUAGAGAACAUGGAGUUUAUGCUUCAUCCAAGGAAGAUAAAAAACGAGAGCGAGAGAAAACCAGAGAACGUGAACGGAGCCAUCGAAGUGAACGAGAUGACUGGGAUCGCAGUUACAGAAGCAGCAGCAAUAGCCGCUCAGAGCGAGGGGAUCGGAGUGAGCGGGAUCAUUCAGAGAGAAGUAACAAGGGUGGAAGGAGAGAUGAGCCAGAUACUCCUCGACAUCGACCUAAAGAUUCUGCUACACCAUCUCGUUCAAGCUGGGAUGAAGAUGAUAGUGGGUAUGGAAGCUCUAGAUGUUCUCAGUGGGAAUCACCAACACCAUCCCGUAGAGAAUCUGAGAGGAGCCAGCUCACACCUUCAAGUCGAGGGAGUGAGAGAAAGGACAGGGAUAGAUCUGUGAAGAGUCGAUACCCUGAUGAUACUCCUCUGCCAACCCCUUCUUACAAAUAUAAUGAGUGGGCCAAUGACAGAAGACAUUUAGGAUCUACUCCACGACUCUCCCGUGGUAAAGGGAGAAGGGAGGUAGGCGAAGAUGGAAUCACUUUUGAGAAUGAAGAGGAAAAAGAACAGUGGGAAGAGGAUCAGAGGCAAGCAGACCGUGAUUGGUACAUGAUGGAUGAAGGUUAUGAUGAGUUCCAUAAUCCUCUCACCUCAAGUUCAGAUGAUUAUGUAAAAAAAAGGGAGCAAAUUCUGCAAAAACAGACCCAGAAACGUAUCUCUGCAAAGAAGCGACAAAUUAAUGAGGAUAAUGAACGAUGGGAAACUAAUCGCAUGUUGACCAGUGGUGUGGUACAACGUUUGGAGGUGGAUGAAGAUUUUGAAGAGGAUAACGCAGCAAGAGUUCACCUUCUUGUACAUAAUUUAGUGCCACCAUUCUUAGAUGGGAGGAUAGUCUUCACUAAACAACCUGAACCUGUUAUCCCAGUUAAAGAUGCUACAUCAGAUAUGGCCAUCAUCUCCCGUAAAGGAAGUCAGCUUGUCCGCAAGCAUCGUGAACAAAAAGAACGUAAAAAGGCUCAACAUAAACAUUGGGAGUUGGCGGGAACUAAACUUGGAGACAUCAUGGGUAUCCAGAAGAAAGAAGAUGAUGAUGCUCAGACCAGAGCUGUGGGUGAAGAUGGCAGUGUGGACUAUAAGACUGAGCAGAAAUUUGCUGAGCAUAUGAAAGAGAAAAGUGAAGCUAGCAGUGAAUUUUCCAAAAAGAAGACUCUAUUGGAGCAAAGACAAUACCUUCCAAUCUUUGCAGUUAGGCAGCAGUUACUCAACAUAAUCAGGGAUAACAGUAUUGUUAUUGUUGUGGGUGAAACUGGCAGUGGAAAGACCACACAGCUUACACAAUACCUGCAUGAAGAUGGUUACACCCAGUACGGCAUGGUAGGGUGCACACAGCCACGAAGGGUUGCUGCCAUGAGUGUGGCCAAGAGAGUGAGCGAGGAACAUGGAUGUAGUUUGGGAGAUGAGGUGGGCUAUGCCAUUCGCUUUGAGGACUGUACUUCAGAAAAAACAGUUAUCAAAUAUAUGACUGAUGGCAUUCUUCUAAGGGAGUCUUUGCGUGAGUCAGACUUGGAUCAUUACAGUGCAAUCAUUAUGGAUGAGGCUCAUGAAAGAUCUCUUAAUACUGAUGUACUGUUUGGCCUCCUCAGAGAGGUAGUUGCAAGACGAUCAGAUCUGAAGUUAAUAGUAACGUCAGCAACCAUGGAUUCUGAUAAAUUUGCUGCUUUCUUUGGGAAUGUUCCAAUAUUUCACAUUCCGGGAAGAACUUUCCCAGUAGAUAUUCUCUUCAGUAAGACACCUCAGGAGGACUACGUUGAAGCUGCAGUGAAGCAAGCCCUUCAGAUACAUUUAAGUGCAGUGCCAGGAGACAUUUUGAUUUUCAUGCCAGGUCAAGAGGACAUUGAGGUUACAUCAGACCAAAUUGUUGAGAGACUCGAAGAUCUGGAAAGUGCACCACCACUUGCUGUUUUACCUAUCUAUUCUCAAUUGCCCUCUGACUUGCAGGCUAAGAUCUUUCAAAAAGCUCCAGAUGGUGUACGGAAGUGCAUUGUGGCAACAAACAUUGCAGAAACCUCCCUGACAGUGGAUGGAAUCAUGUUUGUCAUUGACUCUGGCUAUUGCAAAUUAAAGGUGUUUAACCCCCGGAUUGGCAUGGAUGCAUUACAGGUAUACCCCAUCAGUCAGGCUAAUGCAAACCAAAGAGCAGGCCGAGCUGGUAGAACAGGUCCCGGUCAGUGCUUCAGGUUAUACACUCAGAGUGCCUACAAAAAUGAGAUGUUAACCACGACAAUUCCAGAGAUUCAGCGGACAAACCUGGCCAAUGUUGUUCUUCUGCUGAAGUCUCUCGGUGUUCAAGAUUUGCUGCUCUUCCACUUUAUGGAUCCUCCUCCAGAAGAUAACAUGCUAAAUUCGAUGUACCAGCUCUGGAUUCUGGGGGCUCUUGACAAUACAGGUGGUCUGACUCCCACUGGCCGGCUAAUGGUGGAGUUUCCUCUUGACCCAGCUCUCUCUAAGAUGCUGAUUGUUUCUUGUGACAUGGGCUGUAGCUCGGAUAUCUUAAUCAUUGUAUCUAUGCUGUCUGUUCCUGCUAUAUUUUAUCGUCCAAAGGGUCGUGAGGAAGAGAGUGAUCAGGUACGCGAAAAAUUCUCUGUUCCAGAAAGUGAUCACCUGACCUACCUGAAUGUAUAUUUACAGUGGAAGAAUAAUAACUAUUCAACCAUCUGGUGCAAUGAACAUUUCAUUCAUGCUAAGGCAAUGAGAAAGGUUCGAGAAGUCAGAGCACAGUUGAAGGAUAUUAUGGUUCAGCAGAGGCUUAGCCUUGUAUCUUGUGGUUCUGACUGGGAUAUUAUUAGGAAAUGUAUAUGUGCCGCAUACUUUCACCAAGCUGCCAAGCUUAAGGGUAUUGGAGAAUAUGUGAAUGUGAGAACUGGAAUGCCAUGCCAUCUUCAUCCUACCAGUGCACUUUUUGGAAUGGGAUACACUCCAGAUUACAUAGUCUACCAUGAACUGGUUAUGACUACUAAGGAAUAUAUGCAAUGUGUCACUUCUGUGGAUGGAGAGUGGUUGGCAGAGCUUGGUCCUAUGUUCUAUAGCAUAAAGCAAGCUGGAAAGACCAGACAGGAAAAUCGUAGACGAGCCAAAGAGGAGAUCUCAGCAAUGGAAGAGGAGAUGUCAUUGGCGGAACAACAGAUAAAAGCCAGGAAAGAAGAACAGGCUAAAAAAAAUAGUCUGGGUAGUAUGAGGUCUACAAAAAUCUGUACUCCAGGUAGAAGGGACCAUGAGACUCCUAUGACUCCCAAGAGAACCCCUGCAAGAUUCGGACUUUAAGAGUACAAAACUGAAAUGUUUCUUCAGCAGCAGCAAAAGUGCUAAAUAAAGAAUCUGUGGCUGUGCUGUCUAUAUUGUAGUUUAAGUUUCAUUGUGAGCAGUUGUUCUUUUAGCUUUCAGUGCUGUAUUCUCUUUUCCUGUUUCAUUCAAAAAGACCAUUUGCAGUCUUCCAGUUGUUCCAGCAGAGGGGGCAGCUGUAUCAGAGAUAAGAGUGCUGCACAAAUAUAAAGAACAGUAUGCCCACUGCCACUCUGGACAUUGCUCUGGAUUGUAACAAAGAUGGCAAGGCCAUGAUCCUUUUAUAUUCUGAAUGUGUGCAGUUCUUUUGGAAACAUAAAUAGAUUUUAACAUAUAUUGUAAAAAAUGAACCUUAUGUAAAGCGAAAGCAAAGAGUUGACUCAAUAACAAAGAUUGCUAAAUGAAGAAUGAGGAACUUGCUGUGCUUAAAUGAUCCCCAGGUUUAAAACUCUGUAAAAUGCAUCCUGUCCGUGUUUUACUCGAUUAUGUUUUGACUACAUUCAUUUGUAUUUUUUGAUAGUUUCCAUUUCUAUUGGUAUUAAAGUAGCUUCACCAAUUUCUUUAAA
This is a messenger RNA of Polypterus senegalus (gray bichir), 4530 nucleotides long. RefSeq names its product DEAH (Asp-Glu-Ala-His) box polypeptide 38 (gene dhx38). Gene Ontology annotation, biological process: mRNA splicing, via spliceosome. NCBI's taxonomy places the organism in Eukaryota, Metazoa, Chordata, Cladistia, Polypteriformes, Polypteridae. Bases 206 to 3946 code for a protein of 1246 amino acids. Gene Ontology annotation, molecular function: RNA binding; ATP binding. The transcript is spliced from 28 exons. Gene Ontology annotation, cellular component: spliceosomal complex; intracellular anatomical structure. The record is from RefSeq and is a predicted model, not a curated record.